Laccaria bicolor S238N-H82 is the source of this 444-nucleotide messenger RNA. RefSeq lists its product as uncharacterized. The record is from RefSeq and is a predicted model, not a curated record. Lineage: Eukaryota; Fungi; Basidiomycota; Agaricomycetes; Agaricales; Hydnangiaceae. Bases 1 to 444 code for a protein of 147 amino acids. The transcript has a single exon.
AUGCCCGAUCUCCUCCAUCAGCUUCACAAAGGCAUCUUCCAUGACCACCUGGUCAAGUGGUGUGUCAAGGUAGCAGGGGAAGCAGAAGUGGACAAGCAGUUCCACUGCAUGCCAGGAUAUCUGGGUCUUCGGCACUUCAAGAAUGGGAUAUUGCGUGUUUCGCAAUGGACAGGCACUGAACAUAAAGAAAUGCAGCGUGUGUUUGUCGGUCUUCUUGUGGGGGCAGUUCAACCACAAGUUCUGUGUACAGCAAGGGCGGCCAUUGAUUUCAUCUAUCUCGCUUGUCUGCAAGUACAGACCACAGCAUCCCUGAAUGCACUCCAAGACGCCCUGAAGACCUUCCAUGACAAUAAAGAUGUCUUCAUUUGGCAAGGCAUUCAAGAACAUUUUAACAUACCUAAACUCCACCAAAUGAUCCACUAUUUCGAGUCCAUCAAGUCGUGA